Lactuca saligna is the source of this 477-nucleotide messenger RNA. Lineage: Eukaryota; Viridiplantae; Streptophyta; Magnoliopsida; Asterales; Asteraceae. The record is from the annotation of a GenBank genome assembly.
AUGGCGGAUGGCGUAUGCUUCACGGUGGGUGUUGUAGAAUACACCGAUGACUGUUCUCCUUUCAAUAGAGUCCCAUUCAACAAAGUGGUGGAGGAAUCGGAAGAUGAAGCGGAGACUGAAGAUGAAGACAACAAGGACGGGAUAUCCGACACGUACAUUCAAGAUGACGUCAACAAGCCAGAGGAAGGUGAAAUUAGGAUGGAAACCACCAUUAAAAAGCAAGGCACCAAUGACGCCGAGUCUUCUUCUCUGGCAACUAACAUCGUUAGCUCUAAGCAGAAACUGAAGCGUCGCCGAUCACGAAAGAAAAUUAUGAAAGAUAAAAUAAUAGGAGCAACUCCCAUCCCGAUGCAAUCAAUUCGAAGAAUACAGAUGGUAAAUCGACGGAAGAGGCAGUCACAGUAUGUAACGUUAAAGACAAUGGGAAGACCCUUGCAGCUAAACCUAAUUAUUCAACAUUGGGAGAGCCAAUUAUGA